ACACACUCUCCUUUUUCAACCUUCCCACCCCCAGCCACCCAACCCUCCCCAUCUCUCAAGUUGGAUCCAUUACCUUGGAGUCCCGACCUUCUCUACCUGUUGUUCACAGCACACCUGUACCCAGCACAGGCAUUUCUUGAUCUUGUCUCCAUUUCCUGCACCAACUUUGAGGACCAGGCCUUACUUUUUGUCGCAUAAGCACACCCAUAGCGCAGAUGGCCGAACUCCAAAACUACGGCGGCUCCGAUGAGGAGAAUGCUGAGAUUCGCAAGCUGAACACUGAGGUGGAGACCGACCCUGACAGCUUCGAAGCCUGGGAAAAGCUGGUGCGCGCGUGCGAGAGCCUCGAUGGAGGCCUGAACAGAAAUUCGAGCCCCCAGGCCCUCACAACGUUGCGCAACACCUACGACCGUUACCUUCUCAAAUUUCCUCCCCUCUUCGGAUACUGGAAGAAGUAUGCCGAUUUGGAAUUUAAUAUCUCGGGCCCAGAGUCUGCAGAGAUGAUCUACGAGCGAGGCUGCGCUAGCAUCACCAACUCGGUCGAUCUCUGGACAGACUAUUGCUCCUUCAAGAUGGAGACUACCCACGAGCCCGCCCUUGUGAGAGAGCUAUUUGAGCGCGCAGCUACACAUGUGGGGCUGGACUUUCUGGCCCACCCCUUCUGGGACAAGUACAUUGAGUACGAGGAGCGGCAGGAAGCGCACGACAAGAUUUAUGCGAUCUUGAAACGUGUUAUUCACAUUCCAAUGCACCAGUAUGCCAGAUACUACGAGCGAUUCCGAACCCUCUCGCACUCUCGGCCCUUGGACGAGGUCGUCGAGCCGGAACUGCUCACCCGCUUCCGCGCCGAGGUAGAGGCCGAGGCAGCCUCCUUCGGUACAGUCAAGUCAGAGGCAGAGAUUGAGCGUGACGUCCGUGUCAAGACAGACGGCAUGUUCUACGAGGCCUUCCAGAAGACACAGACGGAGACAACCAAGCGCUGGACAUACGAGUCAGAGAUCAAGAGGCCAUACUUCCACGUCACCGAGCUCGACCACUCGCAGCUUGCCAACUGGCGAAAGUAUCUGGACUUCGAAGAAGCGGAGGGCGACUUUGCCAGGAUCACCGCCCUGUAUGAGCGCUGUCUGGUGACCUGCGCCUUCUACGACGAGUUCUGGUUCCGGUACACGCGGUGGCUGUCAGCUCAGCCUAACAAGGACGAGGAUGUGAGGAACAUCUUCCUGCGCGCGGUGACGCUCUAUGUGCCGGUUAGCAGGCCAGGCAUCCGGAUGCAGUUCGCGUACUUUGAAGAAGCAAGCGGCCGAGCGGAUAUUGCCCGCGCGAUCCACGAAGCGAUCCUCCAGAAGCUGCCGAACUGCGUCGAGGCGAUUAUCUCGUGGGCCAACCUGGAGCGGCGGCAGAGCGGUCUUGAUGCUGCAAUCGAUGUGUACAAGGCACAGAUCGAUUCGCCUGCUGUGGAUCUGUACACCAAGGCCGCGCUUGUGACACAAUGGGCUGUGUUGUUGUGGAAGGUGAAGGGCUCUGUGGACGAGGCGCGCACUGUCUUCCACAACAACGUGCAGUGGUACGCAGACAGCCGGGAGUUCUGGAGCAAGUGGCUGGAUUUCGAACUCGAGCAGCCCACCAACACCGAGCUGGAGCCCGAACACGGUGAGCGGAUCCAGAAGGUCAUCGAAGAGAUGAAGACCAGGAGCCGCAUGUCUAUCGUGACCAAAAAGGAGCUCUGCAUGAAGUACCUAGACUACCUGCAGCGGCGUGGUGUCAAGGAUGCCAUGAAGAAAUUCCUGGAGAUUGACCGAGAGAUGGCAGGACCCGCCUCCAUCUCCAAAGACAAGUUCUCUGCCAAGGAUAACGGGACACCAGUAGGCGAACUUGACGAAGCCUCCCGGAUCAACGCCGAGACUCGGUAUUUCAGCUACUACGAACUGUACAGUGAACCAGAUCCUAAGGCUACUGGUAUUGCGGAUUUCAACUAGUAGUAGGCCUCAUUUGCUUCUCCUUUACAUGUUGGUCUCAGCCUGUGGGAAAACAGAAAGGCCUGGGGUGUGAGAGGAAAACAAAGAUGAAAAUUGAAUGCAUCGUCGGCGCUCUGCUGUAUACUAGGUGUUUUGGGGCUGAAUUGGAUGUACGAUGAUGGGUGGGAGGUACAGCUGAACUCUAUGAGGGAUGUGCGAGUCUUAGAUGAUUCGAGCCUGGGUGGUGGUGGCAGUAGUCCUUGAUGCAGCCAGGCGAUGCGGUCUUCUGAACACACAAAAAUUGAGAUUGGGGAAUCACCUGUCACGAUGGUAGAAGAAGAAGGAGAAGAAAAUGGUCUAGACUCGCGCAUGUGGUAUCUGAGUAAUAAUGUCCAGACAAGUAUCUCG
Molecule: messenger RNA, 2363 nt
Organism: Cryphonectria parasitica EP155
Lineage: Eukaryota; Fungi; Ascomycota; Sordariomycetes; Diaporthales; Cryphonectriaceae
Exons: 4
Coding region: 216-1976 (586 amino acids)
Biological process (GO): RNA processing; mRNA 5'-splice site recognition
Cellular component (GO): U1 snRNP; commitment complex; U2-type prespliceosome
Molecular function (GO): protein binding
Source: RefSeq, a predicted model, not a curated record